This is a messenger RNA of Brassica napus (rape), 3615 nucleotides long. Its product is annotated as cation/H(+) antiporter 17-like. The transcript has 4 exons. NCBI's taxonomy places the organism in Eukaryota, Viridiplantae, Streptophyta, Magnoliopsida, Brassicales, Brassicaceae. Bases 1029 to 3500 code for a protein of 823 amino acids. Gene Ontology annotation, cellular component: membrane; endomembrane system. Gene Ontology annotation, biological process: regulation of pH; proton transmembrane transport. Gene Ontology annotation, molecular function: antiporter activity. The record is from RefSeq and is a predicted model, not a curated record.
UCAUUAUUUCACGUUGUCUGUGUAAUUAGACAUGAAAUGAACUUCAAACUUGGAUAUAUACCCAGGACCGUUCCUGAGUAAUUAAGCCCGCAUGUGCUUCGGGACCGGUAUAGUUAAAUAUAUUUUAGGGCCAAUUUGAGAAAAAUUGGUUAGCUCAAUUGGUUUUAACCAGUCGUUUGUUCAAUUUGUUUGAUAGAUUCGAUUCUUCCUCAAUACCAAUUUUACCAAAUGUUAUAAUACUAAAAGGCCAAAAAACUUAUUUGCACCUAGUCCCAAAAAAGUCAGGCGCGGCCCUGUAUAUACCCACGCUUUAACCCCGUAUUACAGGUUGUAACUACAUGUAAAAAGGCUUGAGACAUAAUCUUUGAAACUAUAAAAGUCUUAUUCGUUCAUUUGUGCUACAUACAUCAACCUCAGUAAAUUCCAUGUAAUUGUGUAUGUACGAGAUAUACGGAAUUGCUUAUGGGCUUAAGAGCAAGGUAACGAUCAAGAAGCUUUUGGUCAACUUUACGUCGACAUAGAGGUGAUUAAUGACGGCGAUAAGAGAGACAAAUACACUUGAGACCUUUUUUACAGAGAAUUCUAAGAGCAUGAUUAUUGGGAUGUUCUUAGGGUGAGGUUCUUAGCGGAAUAUAAGAACCCGUCUCUUAAUUUUUAACUAAAAAAACUAAGAACCGUCUCUUAAAACUCUUAUUUAAGAACCGGUUCUUAGCUUUUUUUAGUUAAAAGUUAAGAGCCAGGUUCUUCUAUUCCGUUAAAAACCCACUUUAAGAACCCUCCAAUAAUCAUGCUCUAAUGAAUAUUUAUUUAUGAGCUGAGAUAAUGUUUUUUAUAUAAAAAUAAAAAGAAAUAAUUGCCGCGCAAUCAGGGGUGUUAUUACUUAUUAGUAUUUAUUUCUCCAGACUGGACGCUUAUAUAAAGAACCCUAGUAAAGGUCAUAUACUCCAUCCAGGUGACUCCAUCCCUCUCACUCCCAUUUCUCCUCAGGUUAUUGUUUUCAAGAAGAUCUUAAUAUUCAGCUAAAAGGUAUGGGAACAAACGAUGCAACAUGUUCAGGACCAAUGAAAGCAACCUCCAAUGGAGUCUUUCAAGGAGAGAAUCCUCUUCAUUACGCGUUGCCUCUUCUGAUACUCCAGAUCUGCAUCGUUCUUUUUCUCACUCGUGUUCUUGCUUUUCUCUUCCGUCCUCUCCGGCAACCACGUGUCAUCGCCGAGAUAGUGGGUGGAAUAUUACUUGGGCCAUCAGCUCUUGGGAAGAGCUCAAAGUUUCUCAGCACUGUUUUUCCAACAAAGAGCCUAACGGUGUUAGACACACUUGCAAACCUAGGACUCCUCUUCUUCCUCUUCCUCGUUGGUCUCGAGCUUGAUCCCAAAUCCCUCAAGCGAACAGGAAAGAAAGCUCUCUCCAUCGCUCUAGCCGGAAUCACUCUCCCCUUCAUCUUUGGCAUCGGGACUUCGUUUGCUCUCCGUAGCUCCAUCGCUGAUGGUGUUAGCAAAGCUCCUUUCCUUGUCUUCAUGGGCGUUGCUCUCUCCAUCACAGCUUUUCCCGUUUUGGCUCGUAUCCUCGCUGAGAUCAAGCUUCUUACAACUGAUAUCGGAAAGAUUGCUUUGUCCGCGGCUGCGGUUAAUGACGUGGCAGCUUGGAUCCUACUUGCUCUAGCGGUGGCUCUCUCCGGCGACGGGAACUCUCCUUUAACAUCUCUAUGGGUGUUUCUUGCGGGUUGCGGUUUUGUCGUGUUCUGUAUAUUUGCCGUGCAGCCAGGGAUGCAGUGGCUUGCAAAACGUUGUCCUGAAGGAGAACCGGUUAAAGAACAUUACGUGUGUCUCACGUUAGGUGUUGUUCUUGCUGCUAGCUUCGUGACGGACCUUAUUGGGAUUCACGCGCUGUUCGGUGCGUUUGUGAUCGGUGUUAUCUUUCCUAAAGAAGGUCAUUUCGCGAGUUCUUUGGUUGAGAAAGUUGAGGAUCUCGUGUCAGGUCUUUUCUUGCCGCUUUACUUCGUCUCCAGUGGUUUGAAGACAGAUGUGGCGACCAUACAAGGAGCUCAGUCUUGGGGACUAUUGGUUUUGGUUAUCUUUAAUGCUUGUUUUGGUAAGAUUGUCGGCACGGUGGUGGUUUCUCUUUACUGCAAAGUUCCUCUUGACGAGUCAUUAGCACUAGGUUUCUUGAUGAACACGAAAGGUCUUGUUGAGCUCAUUGUCCUCAACAUUGGUAGAGACAGAGGGGUUUUGAACGAUCAAGUUUUUGCUAUAAUGGUUCUAAUGGCUAUAGUCACCACGUUCAUGACGACUCCUCUAGUUUUAGCAGUUUAUAAACCGGGAAAAUCCUUAACCAAAGGGGAGUACAAUAACCGAACGGUCGAGGACACAAACCAGUCUAACAAACCGCUUUGUCUUAUGUUCUGUUUCCAGAGUAUAAUGAACAUUCCCACGAUAGUCAACCUCAUAGAAGCAUCACGAGGCACGAACCGUAAAGAAAGUCUAUCAGUCUACGCCAUGCAUCUCAUGGAGCUCUCGGAGAGAUCAUCAGCUAUACUAAUGGCACAUAAGGUCAGAAGAAACGGUCUCCCUUUCUGGAACAAGGACAAAACCGGGAACUCUUCCGACAUGGUGGUGGUCGCAUUCGAGGCUUUCCAGAGACUCAGCCGUGUCUCAGUGCGUCCAAUGACAGCAAUCUCAGCUAUGGCGACUAUACAUGAAGAUAUAUGCCGAAGCGCUGAAAGCAAACGCACCGCCAUGGUGAUUCUUCCGUUUCAUAAGCACGUUAGGCUUGACAGAACGUGGGAGACGACAAGGAACGACUACCGUUUGAUUAACAAGAAGGUUAUGGAGGAAGCUCCAUGUUCUGUCGCGAUUCUUGUUGAUCGUGGCCUUGGUGGUGCGACACGAGUCGCGUCCAGUGAUUUCACGUUAGUGAUAACGGUUUUGUUUUUUGGAGGGAAUGAUGAUCGCGAGGCGUUAGCGUUUGCGGUGCGGAUGGCGGAACAUCCUGGUAUAAGCCUAACCGUGAUUCGCUUUAUUCCUAGUGAGGAGUUUAAACCGGAAAACGUGAAGCUGGAGAUAACCGAAGAUCAAGCCGGUUCAUGUUCAGGGGAAACUAAGUUGACUGAUAUAGAAGCUAUAACCGAACUUAAAGCAAAGGUUAAAGAACAAGAAAGCUCUCGUUCUGAUUCAGACAUCGAAUCUAAGAUCAUUUACGAAGAUAAAAUCGUGAGAUGCCACGAUGAAAUUUGCGAGGUUAUAAAAGAAUAUUCAAGAAGCAAUCUUUUCUUGGUGGGGAAGUCACCGGAAGGUUCGGUGGCGUCGGGGUUAAACGUGGUAAGAAGCGACACGCCGGAGCUUGGGCCUGUCGGGAAUUUAUUAACUUCAAGUGAAAUUGUUUCCACGUCCGCGUCGGUGUUGGUGGUGCAACAGUAUGUAGCAAGUUGUGAUUCUCCGGCUGUGGGAGUUCUGAAGAGGACCACGAAAGGAGUGUUGCCGGUUGAGGAUUCCAAGAGUCCUUAGGGGAUUGUCUUUGUGAUUCCAAGAUUCGAAAGGUCAAAAGAAUUGGCUUGUAUAAUAACAUCUGUUUCAUAUUGUAAGAUAUUAAAUGUGAAUGUAUGAUUUCUGUGUUAAAAAA